UUCACCAAGGUUAUCCGGAAAUUGUAAAGUAAAAAAAUAAAUAAGAAAGUUAAGGCAUAUCUUUUAUUAAGAAUUUGAUAUAAAGAAACAAUUCAACGAGAUGAAUAACAUAAUUUUGUAAUUCUGUUUGACAGUCUACACGAGACUGAUUUUUCAAAAUAGAAAAUAAAGAUAUGUUACUAUAAAAUGAUAAUGUGUUUAAUACCAAUCAGGAAGUCUUCGCUUGUUUUCGCUUUCUUGACUCUGGCAGGUUGUUUUGACUCCUAUAAAGCACAGAAUGCAGAUCCAUGCUCAGAUAAAAGGGUAAUUCAAGUACAGGACAAGUAUGGCCGUAUUGAAAGUACUGACGCAAAAUUUCAUGAUUUCCUAGAUUGUCAGCUGUGGAGUAUUCAGGGGGAAGUAAAUGAUUCUAUAACAGUGAGGAUAUCAUUUUCAUCAUAUGGUGAAGGAUUUUGUUCAGCUGGAUAUAACCUGAUAUUAGGACCACUCCCUUAUUUGGACUACUGCAAGACACAUGCACAAGACUUUCCAACUUCUCCAGUCAUGUAUCGCUCAACCAGGGACCAUAUUUGGAUUAAAUAUGUGAUAGGCUCUCAAACAGGAAACAGAUUUUUUCCAUACCAAUUUGCAUUAGAAUAUAUAACAAGCUCAAGCAAAAGUUGCAAUUUUCGAUGUAUAAUUGAUAAAGAAUGUAUACCAGAGAGUUGGAAGUGUAAUGGUGUAAAGGAGUGUAGAUUUGGUGAAGACGAAUACUUGUGUGAUAAAACUACUGCUGUUAACAGAAAACCGACGACAACAACAACUAGAGCCCCAGCUACAAAAGGCCCAUCUUGUUUUGAUUGUUAUGUAACAAUGUAUGGCAAGUCCAUUUGUCUACCCUUCAAAUACGUGUGUGACGGAAUCCCUCAUUGUCGCAACAAUCUUGAUGAAAACCAGUUUAUGUGUGCCCGUCAUAGACUGUCUACUACAACCAUGAAACCACAAUCUGUGACAUGUGGUUAUCAGGAGAUUUAUUGUUAUGUGAUAGAGUAUCGUCAGUAUAGAUGUUUACACAAUAUGUAUAGAUGUGACGGUGUCAAACACUGUGCUAAUGGAGCUGAUGAGAACCCUGAUAUGUGUGGUGACAGCGUAUGUAACAGAAGAUUAGAAGAAUCUGUUGGUUGGUUUGCUUCACCAAAUUUUCCUAGUUUAUAUCCUCAACAUUCAAGUUGUUCCUGGGUUAUACACAAACAGGGUUCUGGAUCAAGUUCAACCAUACAGCUUAGAGUAGUAGCGUUUUACUUGGAGAGUGAGGCUAAUACAGACUAUGUCAGAGUUUAUGAUGGCCCAGAUAGCACAUACAAAGUUAUUGGAACAUACUAUGGACUAAAUCCCCCACCAUAUCUAAUAGAGAGCUCUUCAAACUGGCUAAAUGUUGUUUUCCAUAGUGAUUACUUUGAAGAGUACAGGGGAUUUAAUUUUACAUAUCAGAUUAAAGGUGACUGUUUACCAACACAGAUAGCAUGUGAUGGUGAAAUGAACUGCUAUAAUGCUGUAAGUGAUAGAUGUAAUGGAAUCUGGGACUGUCCGUUGAAAGGCUCUGAUGAGAUUGGAUGUGGUAAUUGUAAAGAGGACUAUACCUGUGGAAUAAAGACCAGUCAGUGUUAUUAUCCUAUGGAGAGAUGUAAUGGCCUGGCUAGAUGUUCCAACAGCUUUGAUGAACUGAACUGCACGUCUGAUUUGUGUGGUUCUCAUAACGGAACAUUUCUGUGUGACAACAGACGUUGUAUCUAUGAAUCUUGGACAUGUGAUGAUAGAGAUGAUUGUGGUGAUAACAGUGAUGAACAAUUCUGUUCAGGGACAACAAAAAGAGUAACAAUAGCAGCAAUAUGUGGGUCAAUGAUCUGUGCUUUGUUAUUGGUUAUCCUGCUAGGCUGCUCUUGUAAGCUAUAUUCUCUACGUACGAUGGAUCAUCAUCACCGAUACCCACGACACGAAACACCUAUGAGCCGCUUGUAUGCUGAGUUUUUGCGACGACGAGCCCCACCACCAUAUCACGAGGCUAUGCUCACCUCUAGAAACUUUGACGAGGUACAGCAGGAAUACUUGGAACGGAUGAGAAACUCCAGGCGAAGUCAUAGAGGUCGUGGGAACAGACGCCGAUCUAGAAACCAACAAACUCAAUCACAAACAGACCCUGGAGAUGCGGCAGAAAAUCAGAGCAAUACAAAUAACCAGAAUGAAAAUAUACAUGAAGAAGCAAGUGGUAUGCAGCUGUGCACAAUAACUGAAGAGAAUGAGAACCAUAAUAAUAUUGAAAGAUCAUCUUCCUCUGCUGAGCUCUUGCCGUCUGAAAGUGAAAGCGAUUCUGAAUCAGAUGAUAUCGAAAGUGAAACAGAUCUUGCAGAGCAAGGUGAAGGUCAUUCUAGAGGAGAAAACAUGUCAAAUACUCGAGAUAAUAGGGAUGAUGAUGAUGUAGAAAAUAUAUUAGCCUCUACCAGUCUUUCAGCCCAGUGGAUGAGGACGGCAGAUAGUGAUGACUCAUCUGAUGAUGUAUGUAUCCUUGGAAACAAUUUACAAGAAAGUUCUUUGACCUCCAACACAAGGGGUCAAGGUCAUUGUGACGAUAUUAGCAUAGAUACAGAGGCCACAGCUUCUAUUGCUAGCAUUGAGCACCAAGAUAUACGUAAUAAUGAAACUCUGAUGAAAGAUAGUGAGUCUGAAAAUGAAUCUGAUUCUGAUAGAGAUGCUCUUGAAAAUUCCAGAAAUUCCACGCCAAAACCAGACAAUAACCAUGGCAACACUGUGAUAUCAGAGACUAAUAAUGGCUUUUUGAGAAGAGCCAACUCUCAUGGCUCUCUGAGUUCUGAAGGAUCUGAGACUUUUAGUGAGAAUGAUGUGCCUUUACUUUCAAUGAAUUCAGUGUCUCCUCAACACUUUUAACAUUCGCUAUGACAGAAAACUCUCCAGCUGAUGUAGGAACCACAUAGAUAAUAUCAUGUUGAAAUUUUAACGUAUUACAUUCGUAUAUGUAUUGUUAACUUUGAUAUAAUUCAAAGAUUUAUUUUAUGGCUGUUUCUGAUACAUUUUUACCAGAUUUAAUUAAUGAAAUAGGAUACUUCAGUUUAGUAAACAAAGUGGAUUGCUUAUUGCCGUUAUAAGGUGUUAAUGAUCAUGAUUUCACUAUUUAAGCUGUAAAUCUUUUGUUUUAAUUGACAUGCUCUGUAGAAAAUGUUACUGUAAAGCUGUUGACCAUCUGCUUAAUUGUAUUUGUCUUGAGUUUUGGUUUAGAUUUUACAAAUCUACUGUGAAGUGGGAAAAUUUUUCAUUUGUCAUUCUUAGUUAUUAAUUUUCCAGAAGUAUAUUAUAUAGGAUGAGCAGUCUGUAUGUUUGGAUGUGAACUGGUGUUAAUGAUCUUAGCUGAAACUUCUGGUCAAAGGUUAAAUAAUGAUAAAUCAUGGAAGCAUCUCUACUUGAUGGACCUGUCAUCUGUAUCUUGUUGAGUUGAGUUGAUAGCCUGUCAUGAUUUUAUAUUUGAAUUCAUACAUACUUUUUAAUGAUCUCUGAACAUGAAUAUAUGGCUGUAUGUACAAGAAACAUUGUUUAUUUAAUUUUUAAAGUAAUUGAAACCCCCAUUUUUAAAACAAAACGAUGUUUAACGUAACUUGAGACAACCUUUAUUGUAGGUAUUUUUCAUAUUUUCUGACUCAAAUGUGCUGAUUUUGAGCAAAUGAAUCAUUUAAAAUGUGUUCUCUUAUUUCUUGGUUAUAAUCAAACAUACUUUUGUCCCAAUAAAUAUCUCAGAAAGUUUAAAAGCAAUGUUACCAAGAAAAAAUAAUUCACAUCAUAUCUGCUGCCUUAGGUAAGAGAUGCAGGUGUAUUAGGGAGAUGCAAGAUAUAUAUCUGUAAUCAGCAUUUCUAUUCAUUGAAGAAAUGACUUGUAACAUAAUAUGACACUGUCAUGGGGGAAUUUACUGCGAGCUUGCUUUUAUAGAAACAGCUUUAGCUGUGAUAUAUAUUAAAUUAUCAGAAAUUUAACUUGCUCAUAUUUGCUUUAUGAUAACUGUCUACAAAUAUAUGCAGACUUUAUAUGGGUUUUAUAUGAAAGGAAUAUACAAUACUAUGAUUAUAUUUUAAAUGAAAUUAGAUCAUGACAUGAAUAUCUGAUUUUUAUAUUCCCAUUGGAAUAUUCCACACAUGGAACUAUCUUUUCAACACUGUUGAUAAUACUGUCUGAUUUGGCAGUUACAGGGUUACAUUGAUGGCGUGAUUAAUCUGUAGUUAGUUUGUUUUUAUACCAUUUUCCUUAUAGUUUGUUGGUACUGAAAAUGUUGACAUAAAAAUAAGGGAAGUACAGUGAAAGGUCAUAUUUAGUUGGACUGCUUAUGAUAAGGGAUGUUUACAAUCAGAAGAAAAUUAUAUAGUUCAUAAAAGAUAAAUGAAGUAUUGAUAAUGUUCGUUUAGAAUCUUGUAUAGCUAGAAUCAGAGGCUUUGAUAGCAGUUGGUUUCUACACUGUAUUGUAUAUCAGUGAAACAUAAUUCUGUAGAAGUUAACAAAACUUGCUUAUUUUGACAUGGUUAUGUAAGGGAUUUUUUGUUGAAUAAGGGAUAUAUUUUCUACUUAUGUUUCAUAUUAUAUUUAGAAUGUUUUUACAUACAUACUUAAUUGCCAUAUCACAUAUAUUAUUUUGCUUUGUAAACUGAUGUGUAAAAUUUAUGUUUUACUGUUUAUUGUAUAAGACAGGAGCUACUGACCCACUAGUUUUAUUUUGUGAUAUACAUAUAUAAUUAUUAUAUUAAAGUACAGUAUAACAAUGUAUGUAUCUGUGUACAAGCUGUGCUUUUUUAUUUUUAAACAGAUAUUUUUAUUUUAUCAUAUUUUACACUUGUAAAUAUUGUCUUUUAUUUUCAAAUUUGUAUGCCCCUACUUUUCAAUUGGGGAGCAUUUUGUGAAGGGAUGGUCAAAUACGUCUGCACAUAUAUCCUGUUAUCUUUGCCUAAUCAAUAACUUUUUGAGUAAUCUGUCAUUUUUGCACUUAGUAGAGACCUAGCCAAUGACUACUAGAUGUCCCCUAUUUAUAUUGAGGUCAUUAUGUCAAGUUCAUAAGGGACAAUACAAUCAAUAACUUGAGGAGCCUUACUUGGUAGAGACAUUGCCCACAACAGUAGAUGACCUUCAUUGAUUUUGAGGUCAAAGAUCAAGGUCACACUGACAUUUUGUGUAAAAUGCUUUUCUGAUCAAUAACUUGAGAAGGGAUAAGCCUAAGUUUGUCAAACUUUGUAAGGAAAUUUCUCAUGGCCAGUGUGUGACCCCUAUGAAUUUUAAAGUCAUAAUGUCAAGGUCAUAGUAACAUUUGAUGUGAUAAUCUUGAAAAACCAUAAGCUAGAGUUUCCUCAGUUACAGGGUUAUGAGACUUAUUAGUUAUAAUUAAUGCAAUAUUAAUAAGUAACUCUCGACUUGUAUCAAAAUUUUUUAAGUAUAGUAUGUAAAUAUGUCACAGACAGCCAACUGAAGUGGGGGCAUAUGUGCCUAUGAAUACAGUACUGCACAUAGUUUAGAAAUAAUUUGCCAAAAAUGAUGUCUGGACAUGGACCUUAAAAGGAAAUUUUUGCUCCAUUUUGUUUUGUUUUACAAUCAUAUACCAUUAACAGGGAUGAUAUUGAUAUAAGGUAAUAUCAAUUCAGUACCAGUCAUAGCUUCACCUAAAUUAAAUCAGGAUGAUAUAGAGUAAAUAGGACAUUGGCAUAAUGAGGUAAUAUUGACUGAAUUUAAUGUGUGGAAGAUUCCAGGGAACUGAACCUGCCCCUUAUUCCUAUAUUUACUGAACCAAUUAUGUGCUUGUGUGUCAGAAAAAGCAGAUGGAAGGUGUUUAGGAGACAUUGUUCCCUCAAUGCAGGGACAUUAUUAGGGAUAUGCUGGCCUCAAAGUCACAGUUACAUAUUACCCAAGGAGAGGGGACAGGGUUUCAAGGGGCAGUUUUUCAAAUUCAAGGGUAAUGUAUUAUGAUGUGACACUGACCCAUAAAAUAGAGAGAAACAGAAUCCCUAAGUAAGAAAAGUGCCACUGUUGAUUAGGUAAACUGAAAGAAACAUUCAUGUUGUGUGUCAUUGUUUUUGAAAAAUAUCAUAAAAAUUAAUGUAUCAAUAUUUGUUCAAUAUUUUAAUAAUUUCAUGUUAAGAAACACUUGCAGCCUAACUGCAAGUAUAUGUUUCAUCUUUUUUGUUAUUUUAUUCAAUCAAGAAAUUAAUUCUAUUGUUAACAUUAUGUAGAUGUGCUGCAUUAUUGUUUUUAUUUUAUACACCUGAAAUAAAAAAGAAGAAAUGUAA
Molecule: messenger RNA, 6306 nt
Organism: Ruditapes philippinarum (Manila clam)
Lineage: Eukaryota; Metazoa; Mollusca; Bivalvia; Venerida; Veneridae
Product: low-density lipoprotein receptor-related protein 12-like
Exons: 13
Coding region: 187-2922 (911 amino acids)
Cellular component (GO): plasma membrane
Molecular function (GO): protein binding
Source: RefSeq, a predicted model, not a curated record